This is a messenger RNA of Seminavis robusta, 849 nucleotides long. NCBI's taxonomy places the organism in Eukaryota, Bacillariophyta, Bacillariophyceae, Naviculales, Naviculaceae. The record is from the annotation of a GenBank genome assembly.
AUGAAGACCUUUGCCUUGCUCCUCUCUUUUCUAGCUGCUACACAAGCAGCCAACCUUCGAAGCACUACUUCUGCCCAGGACGAACUAAAGCAGGAAGAUCAGCAAGCACGAAACUUGCAACUAAUCAAUGCUGAUCUGCUCAAUGGACUCAUUGGGACAUUCUUUGAACCACAAAUUGAUGAUCUUUUGCAAGGUGUCUUGGGCGAUAACUUUGACCCCAUUUAUUUGGGCCAAGAAACCACCAUUCAAACCGAAGAAUUGGAGCUGGCACUUCCACCCAAUGGACUUGUCACAUGCCAAAGCUCUGCUUCCAUCACUUAUGGACUGGGCUACAUUUCAGGCCUCAGUUCCAUUCAAGUCAAUUCUUUGGAACUGGUACCCGGCACGGAAAACAUCAACAUUGGCAUGCAAAACAUCCUCACACCGUCGGCCACAUGGAGUGGCACCUGGCUGGUCAAUGCCACCUUGGAUAGCUUGACGGCAGAAACCAGUGUCACAUUGAGUGCACAAGCCUGCGGUAUCCCUUUGGAACAAAAGGUGACCGGUACCACCACCCUCCAAACUCCCUCCUUGCAAGCUUCCUUGACCAUGGGAGGCGAUACGGACAAUUUGAUUCUAUUGACAUCCACCAGUGAAAUCACCACGGCACAAGCGGAAACCAUUGACUUGGAGUUUGGAGCGGUCGAUGCGGGUAUUGAACUUGGUGGAACCCUCAUUCCGGACUUUGCAUUGGGCAAUUCCUUUGAUUCCUUUUUGCUCAAUCAGCUGGUGAAUGAACUGGAACCACGCAUUGUGGAUCUAUUGAAUCAAGCAUUGACAGAGCAGCUCCCCAUCUCGUUGCAGCAGUAA